AUGCAGCAUCGAAGAGCCGGAAGGCCCAAAUCUCGUAACGGGUGCAGCACCUGCAAAGCUCGCCACGUCAGGUGCGACGAAGACAGACCAGCCUGCGGACAAUGCGUCAGUACCGGCCGCAAAUGUGACGGAUACAACCCCGGCCUCACCCAAAAACAGCUGCACGAGAAUGUCCUGGAGGCCUACCAACACCGUGUUCCUCCCAACCCCGACAACCGGAUCGCCGUCUACCAAGGCACCCCCGAAGAGAGGGAGUACGUACACACCUUCUGCACACUGACCUCGCCCGUCUUUUCGGGGUUUUUCGUCUCAGAGCUGUGGGGCCAUCUUCUCCCACAGCUCAGUCACACUGAGCCCGCUGUCCGCCAUGCCAUCACGGCUGUCGCUGCCGCCCAUCGGCGGUAUAUUGGCAUUGCAGGAUCCCAGGGCAGCGAAGAGGAAUUCAUUCUGCAGCAGUACAACAGGGCUAUUCGCGUUCUGGUCGAUGGCCACCUGUCUACGGCACAGAGAACGCACACCAGCCAGCCAAACCUCACCCUGGUGAACUGCUGUCUGUUCGCAUGCCUGGAGAUGCUCCACUCCAACCACCAACAAGCCCUCGACCACGUCGACGCUGGACUACAGCUCAUGUGGCAGGACCAGAGUGCCCAUAGGGGCCCAGGCAAUCUCCCCGUCCUUGACCUCGAGCUAUGGGAUCACUUUUCCCGGUUACACAUGGAUCUCGCGAUGUUCGGACACAGAACAUGGCCAUCGGUGGUGGGGAGCGAAGAAGUGCAUAUCCCGCGCUCCUUCAGCGAUAUCACCCAGUCGCGGCGAAUUCUGACCAAGCUGAUGAACAAGACGAUGAUCGCUUCGCCGAACACGAACCUACAGCCCCUGCUACUUCAUCCAAACAUGCGAGAGCACGAUCAAGGGUUUCUUCAGUCUCAGCAUGAGCUGAUGACUCACCAGUCACUGUACGCGGCGUGGUCAGACACGUUCAACCGGUUCUUGCAAACAAGACAGGGCAAAGCCGCUGACCAACGCUCUGUGCUUGCACUGCGCAUCGACCACCACUUCGCCAUCCUGUGGACUCUUUCCACCACUGCAAUGGACGAGAUGGAGUACGACAGGUAUGGUUCAUAUUUUGAGAAUAUUGUCCGCAUGGCCAAGAAUUUAUUGCAUCUUGAACGGUCGGCUCAAAAUAGCGUCUCUGAAAUGAGACCCUUUUGUCCUGAGCCGGGUGUUUUGCGCGCCUUGCAAUUGACCGCCACUAAAUGCCGGGACCCGUUGCUGCGACGGGAAGCACUCCGUAUCAUGUCGGAUAAUCCCCGGAAAGAGAGUGUGUGGGAUUGGAGGCGGUCGGUCCGGCUCGGUAAAUUCUUUAUUCGGGUUGAGGAAGCUGAGCUACGAGAUCUACCGGUGAAGCACCGAGUGCCGGGGGAGCGGAACAGAAUUGUACAUUACCAGGUCUGGGACAAUUGGGGAGCCAGCGAGACUCGGGUUCAGCUGUGGCUCUGGUCGGACUGGUCCAGGCUCCAGGAGAUAUGGUCUGGCACUUUCAAGUUGAAACCUACCAUGCCCACGAGGUGUGACUAA
Messenger RNA from Aspergillus campestris IBT 28561, 1578 nucleotides. RefSeq names its product Zn(II)2Cys6 transcription factor domain-containing protein. Bases 1 to 1578 code for a protein of 525 amino acids. Gene Ontology annotation, biological process: regulation of DNA-templated transcription. Gene Ontology annotation, molecular function: zinc ion binding; DNA-binding transcription factor activity, RNA polymerase II-specific. The transcript has 3 exons. The record is from RefSeq and is a predicted model, not a curated record. NCBI's taxonomy places the organism in Eukaryota, Fungi, Ascomycota, Eurotiomycetes, Eurotiales, Aspergillaceae.